Arachis duranensis is the source of this 414-nucleotide messenger RNA. RefSeq lists its product as uncharacterized. The coding region runs from base 1 to 414 and encodes 137 amino acids. Gene Ontology annotation, biological process: DNA integration. Gene Ontology annotation, molecular function: nucleic acid binding. NCBI's taxonomy places the organism in Eukaryota, Viridiplantae, Streptophyta, Magnoliopsida, Fabales, Fabaceae. The record is from RefSeq and is a predicted model, not a curated record. The transcript has a single exon.
AUGAAGAUCAAACACCAGUUUACCUCGGUGGAACAUCCACAAGAAAAUGGACAAGUCGAGGCAGCCAACAAAGUUAUACUGGCAGGAUUGAAGAGAAGGUUGCAAGAUGCAAAGGGAGCUUGGGCUAAAGAGCUCCCCCAAGUAUUAUGGACUUAUCGGACGACACCACAGUCUGCCACAGGGGAAACACCCUUCCGACUUGCCUAUGGCGUGGAAGCCAUGAUACCAGUAGAAGUCAGCGAGCAAAGUCCAAGGAUAAUCUUCUAUGAUAAGGUCGGAAAUAUACAAGGGCACAAAGAGGAACUUGAACUACUCCUUGAGAUCCGAGAGCAAGCCCAGAUAAGAGAAGCGACGUUGAAACAAAGAAUGACCACCAGAUACAACAAAAACAUGGGGAAGGGAAGUCACUGCUAA